AUCCAUGAAUGUGUUUCGAAAACGCAAUAAUGUUGCGCGGAGCAUUGCUAGUGCUAUGUGUUGGUGUGGCGGCGGUGGCCAGUUCCCCGCAAGCCGCGUACAUCGAGGCCUUAUACAAGACUUCGCAGGGCGCCAGGAUAUCUGAUAACAUCUUAGAAGAUGCUUCUUUAGAUGUGCCGGAACUCGUCAGAAAGUACAGAUACCCUCUUGAGGUACAUUCCCUAACCACGGAAGAUGGGUACAUAUUGGAAAUGCACCGCAUUCCUCACGGACGCGACCGUAACAAUGUACCUGGCUCCAGGCCUAUCGUGUUCUUGAUGCACGGUCUUCUGUCAUCUUCUGCUGAUUGGGUUUUGACCGGUCCUGGGUGUGCCUUUGCGUACCUCUUGGCCGAAGAAGGUUUUGACGUAUGGAUGGGCAAUGCUCGUGGGAAUUACUAUUCUCGUCGACAUGUUCGUUUGAACCCUGACGCACUUCUGAGCACUGCUUUCUGGCAAUUCUCCUGGGAUGAAAUCGGUAACAUAGAUUUGCCCACGAUGAUUGACUACGCGCUCGCUCACAGCGGCAGAAACAGACUUCACUACGUGGGACAUUCUCAGGGCACUACCUCCUUCUUCGUCAUGACUUCGCUUCGUCCGCAGUAUAAUCAGAAAAUUAUUUCCAUGCACGCAUUUGCACCUGUCGCUUACAUGGCCAACAAUAACAGCCUGCUGUUGAGAAUGCUGUCCCGUUACGCCAACAACAUCGAGUUUGCACUUUCUCUGAUUGGUGUUGGAGAAUUUCUGCCAAACAACAACGUGAUGACAUGGGCUGGGCAGGCUAUGUGCAUGGAUGAAGUCAUGUUGCAGCCUAUGUGCUCCAAUAUCAUUUUCCUGUUGGGUGGAUGGAAUGAAUGCCAACACAAUGCUACAAUGCUGCCCCUGAAACUGGGCCACACGCCUGCUGGAGCGGCUGCUAGGCAGUUCGUCCAUUACGCCCAAGGAAUAAGCGGCAAGGAGUUCCGUCGCUACGACCACGGAACCAUCUUGGCCAACAGGCGUGCUUAUGGAAGCUGGAGCCCCCCACGCUAUGACUUAUCCCGCAUCACAACUCCCGUGUUCCUCCACUACUCAGACACCGACCCUCUAGCUCAUGUCAAUGACGUAAACAGGCUGUUCCGAGAACUUGGAAGACCCAUUGGGAAAUUCCGGAUUCCUAUGGCAACCUUCAGCCACAUGGACUUCAUAUGGGGAGUGAAUGCCGAGGAUCUGCUGUACAGUCGCACUGUAAACCUUAUCAAGGCGAUGGACGUUAAUGGACUUGAUGGAUUAGAUGAUACACUUUUGUAAAAUGAUUUCGAAGUCUGGAUGCGUAUUUAAGAAAAUGUAAAUACUUCAUUGUUUUUUUUAUAUUACUUUGUGCAUUAGAAUUAAGAUUCUAAUUACAACUUGUACCUA
Molecule: messenger RNA, 1436 nt
Organism: Ostrinia nubilalis (European corn borer)
Lineage: Eukaryota; Metazoa; Arthropoda; Insecta; Lepidoptera; Crambidae
Product: lipase 3-like
Exons: 5
Coding region: 9-1328 (439 amino acids)
Biological process (GO): lipid metabolic process
Molecular function (GO): hydrolase activity, acting on ester bonds
Source: RefSeq, a predicted model, not a curated record